Hyaloperonospora brassicae is the source of this 1446-nucleotide messenger RNA. The record is from the annotation of a GenBank genome assembly. Lineage: Eukaryota; Oomycota; Peronosporomycetes; Peronosporales; Peronosporaceae.
AUGUUUGUGCCGUUCCGCGAUGCCGUCUUCGUGCUCCUCAUCGCAGCACUGUCGCUCGUCAAUACACGAGCGACGAAUUCGUACCCGAUCGUGCUCGUCAAUGGGUUCUCCGGCUGGGGUCGUGACGAGUUUUCGGGUUUCCGGUACUGGGGUGGCAUUCAAGGGGAUUUCCAGAACGAGCUCACGGCUCGAGGGUAUACGGUCUAUACUGCUGCAGUUGGUCCCUUUUCAAGCAACUGGGAUCGGGCUUGUGAGCUGUACGCUAUUAUCAAAGGCGGACAGGUCGACUAUGGCAAGCAACACUCGGCCACGCACAAGCACCUUCGCUUUGGACGCAACUACACGGGCCUCUACACAAAGUGGGGCACAGUCAACUCGGAUGGCUCGAUCAACAAGGUCCACCUCAUCGGACACAGUAUGGGCGGCCAGACCAUACGAAUGUUGGCUCAGAUGCUCGCGCAUGGCACCACCGGUGCACCUGGCGAGGAAGAUCCGUCGUCGCAUCCGUUGUUCGCUGGUGGGAAGAGCUGGGUGCACUCGAUAACGACCAUGUCAGCGCCAAACCAGGGCACGACCCUCGCCGACGGCUUCUCUGUCAUUGGCGACCAAGUCAAAGACCUGCUUGCAGGUGUGCUGAACCUUGUCGGGAUCCUUGGAACCAAUGCCGAGACGUUCUACGACGUCAAAUUGGAUCAAUGGGGGAUUUCAAGUAAGCGGUCAGGUGAGACGCUGCAAGCGUACCUCGGCCGCGUCUUUUCCAGCAGUAUCUUUGAUCCGGGCUUUCAAGACGUGUGUCUAUGGAGUUUGUCCACUCGCGGUGCGAAAGAAGAAGCGACGUGGGUGAAGACGCUGAGUGACGUGUACUACUACAGCUACACCACCGUGGACACGUUUGAUACGCGAGACGUGCGCUUUCGCAAGAUCUCGCUGCCCCAUCCCCUGACCAUGCUGUUGGUUCUCAAACCCCUGGCAGUCUUUCUCGGCGGGCGGUAUGCACCUGACAACAUGAAGCUACCCACGGACUGGCAACCGAAUGAUGGCGUUGUGAAUUCGAUUUCGAUGGCUUCCGACGGUGUCGGGAGUGUCGCAACGUUCACCGGUACAUCUCAACUGGGCACGUGGAACCUGUUGCCGCAACUGAAUCGACUUGACCAUCUUGGUAUUACUGGCAUCACGCUCCACACACAGGUGUUGGAACUGUACGAGGGCCACGCUGCACUGUUGGCAUCUCUGCCGACUACCUCUAGUGCCCGUCGACUGCAAAACAGCUCGAUCGAAGCCGCUGUGAAACUCGACACGGCCAUCGGGGACUUGUCCGUAGCGACAGCAAGCGUAGAGACCAAGGGCGAUCUGGAAGCUUUGUGCGCGAGUCCCAAGAACGCAUACGCCCAGAACUACUGCACUAAGAUGCUUCAGUCCGUAGACACGAAUACGGUACACGGAUAA